AGGAGGAGCAACGAAUGGGACAAACGGAACGGAACGCAAAGGAAUAACAGUCCGUCCCUGUGAAUCAGGAUCAUCACUGACUCAUGACCAGCUGCACCAUGUCUCGCAUUCUAACUUUUUUGUAGUUGCUCACAUAAGGGCAGUUUGGAGACAGUUUGGAGAAGAAAAGGGGACAUCUGCAGAAGUUUCCCCCCCCAACAGAGUGAGUCAGCCUCUCAGAAGCUUCAGAGCUACAGGUCGUCCUGCUGCUCUUCAUCUGACAAACAGGGAUUUUCGCGUGGAUAAAAUCAGAGUUACAUGUCUAAGAUGGAGGAGGAUCAGAAGUGGGGAGUCGUAGGGAAAGCAGGUGAGGAAAGGAAGAGUUGCGUGAAGCAGCAGCAGCAGCGACCUUCAAAACAGCCGCUGUGGAGGAAUUGGAGAGACUCGGCUGGUCUAACGGUUUGCAUUGCGGUGUGUGUGCUGUGCCUCGGAGCCUGCGCGCUGGUUUUAGUGCGGAGCUCCGAGCUGCAGUCCAGGAUAGUGAGUCUGGAGCAGCAGCAGCGGGACGCGCAGCUCUCUGCCUGGAUGUUGUCUCUGGAGCAGGUGGAGCCCGUUAUCCUGGGCAGACUGGACCAGAUCCUGGAGGAGAAGCUUGCAGCACGACUACCAAAGACACGGGAGGCGAGGGACACAUCUCACAGCUGUCUGUGUCCUCCAGGACCUCCAGGUCCUCCUGGACGAGCAGGCUUUCCGGGUGACAAAGGAAGUAUGGGAAUUCCUGGGAGAAUGGGCUUAAAAGGACACGCAGGGGAGAAGGGAGCACCAGGUGAGCCUGGCCUGUCUAUCAUUGGACCAAGAGGACCUCCUGGACAACCUGGUACAAGAGGAUUUCCAGGCUUUCCAGGUCCAAUUGGGUUGGAUGGCAAGCCUGGGCAGAAUGGACUUAAGGGAGACCUGGGUCAGCGAGGUCCUAAAGGAAUCCCAGGGGAACCUGGACCCAAAGGGGAAAAGGGCACAUGUGGAGACUACACACACCGGAUGUUGCCCAUCACCGUGCGCAACAUGCCCUCAAUAAGCCCUCUAAUCCUAAAACGCCUCAAGCAGGGCGAGCCUGGAGCACAAGGACCCCCAGGACCACCUGGACCACCAGGGGCCCCAGGACUGGAUGGAACCAGUGGCCCACCGGGCAAACCCGGGGAGCCAGGGAAACCAGGAAAAGACCCAAGACUUAUACCAGGAUUAAAGGGUGACCGAGGGGAUGCAGGCCCACAAGGUCCUGAAGGCCCAAAGGGAGAUAAAGGAGACCAAGGAAUACAGGGAGAUGAAGGAAAGAGGGGUGUCCCAGGAGAAAGUGGAGAGAAGGGAGAGCCAGGUUUCCGGGGGGCUCCUGGGAUAAAGGGCCAGGCUGGCGUCAAUGGUAGCCCUGGAAUCCCUGGCAAGAGGGGUUAUAGGGGAGACAAGGGAGAGCCGAGCAUUACAGCCCAGGCAAUUAAAGGAGAGCCAGGUUCACCAGGACUGCCAGGCCAAAUAGGACCCAAGGGUGACAAAGGUGACCAGGGCGACAAGGGAGAAGUAGGCACUGAAGGCCCAGCUGGACCAAGAGGUCCUCCAGGCCCAACUGGGGAGCCAGGAAAGGCUGAAAUUCAGAACAAUGAAAAUGAUAUCCGCAACAUACCCCUGAUGGGUCCCCCUGGAUUACCUGGACCUCCAGGGCCCUCUGGACUCCCUGGUACCAAGGGUGAAGUUGGUCUACCAGGUCCACCAGGACUGGAUGGAGAGAAGGGACCCAGAGGAAAGCCUGGAGAGCCUGGUCCUGCAGGCCCAGCUGGUCCUGAAGGUCCCAGAGGAGAGGGUGGUGUCAUGGGCUUCCCAGGACCCAAGGGAGACAAGGGAGACAUGGGUCCAUCUGGAUCACCUGGUUUAGAUGGCCCUACAGGUGAAAAAGGGGCCACAGGGUCCCCUGGCCCUAUUGGAUUACCUGGCACAAUGGGAUCUAAAGGUGAACCUGGAGAUGGAGGAAGGUCAGAAAUGAUCUAUGGUCCUCCAGGGCCCCCAGGACCUCCAGGACCAGUUGGCCCAGCAGGAUCUCAAGGACCCUCUGGGCCUAAGGGAGAACCAGGCAUUGGCAUCAGAGGAGAAAAGGGAGCGACAGGUCAGAAGGGCGACAAGGGAGACAGAGGCCAUCUUGGACUCCCCGGGGCUCAUGGGUUAGACGGCAGACCGGGUCCAGUGGGUCUAAUAGGACCAGUCGGUGUGUCAGGGCCAGCCGGACCAAAGGGAGAGAGAGGUGAAAAGGGAGAUGCAGGAUUACCAGGACCAAUUGGGCCGCAAGGCAUCCCUGGUUUAGUAGGACCACAAGGAUUCAAGGGAAAUCGGGGAGAGAGGGGCAAGAAAGGCAACAGGGGGGCCAAAGGGGAUAAGGGAGACCAAGGAGCACCUGGAUUAGAUGCCCCCUGUCCGUUGGGGGAUGAUGGCUUACCUGUACCAGGAUGUUGGAACAAAUGACGAUAACUUUGGAAUGGCUUGUGUGAUUGUACAUAGGAUAUUUAUUUUUUUACUUUUCCUAUUCUGUUCUACACGGAAGAAAUUUAAAAAUCCUAAAAAUCAAUUUUUGUACAGAUUGUUUAUUUUAAUAUGUAUGGUUUAUGUAAUGGAUUUUUAUAUCUAUGCAUCAUUUUAAUAUGAUUGGUCAAGUAAAAAUUAUAAUGUGGCUACAUAUGCAUGAUAUUUGUGCAUAAUGUGAAGUGGAUAAUGCUAAUUAACUUAUUGCAUUAUGCUGUUUUGUUCUGUUUUAAUAGACCAUGCUGCACUGAGUUGUGGGGCUGGAAAGAUUAUGUGUUAGAAUUUGGAAAGUCUUAAUAAAGUGUUAAAAACUAAAAAAAAAAAAAUAUAU
Messenger RNA from Stegastes partitus (bicolor damselfish), 2872 nucleotides. It is a transcript of the gene col13a1, whose product is annotated as collagen, type XIII, alpha 1. The record is from RefSeq and is a predicted model, not a curated record. Bases 298 to 2484 code for a protein of 728 amino acids. Lineage: Eukaryota; Metazoa; Chordata; Actinopteri; Pomacentridae. The transcript is spliced from 42 exons.